CAUUACGAUUCACACAAACGUAUUGUCCAUUUGCAUGAAAAGCCAUUCAUAUGUGAUGUCGAGGAUUGUGGCCAAAGGUUUUCACAGAAACCACACCUAACUUAUCACAAACGCAUUCACAAUGAUAUCAAACCAUUUGCGUGUGAUUUCAAUGACUGUGGCAAAUAUUAUCGAGACAGAUCUCAAUUAGUAAACCACAAAAGUGCCGUUCAUUUCAAAAUAAAAUAUAAAUGCAAUGUUAAAAAUUGUGGCAAACAAUACACUACUAAUAAUGGCCUGGCUUAUCACAAACGCACGCAUCUAGGUGAGCAACCAUUUAUAUGCAAUUCUGAUGGGUGUGAUAAAAGUUUUAAACAAAAAUGUUUGUUUAAUGAUCAUUUAAAACGACAUAAUAAAAUCAAACCUCAUAAAUGUAUUGCUAAUAAUUGUGACAAAAAUUGGAGUCAAAGACAACACUUUAGAAAUACAGAUAUAGAAGUGAUUAAAAUAUUAAUUGAAAUGAAGUUCAAGUUAAGCAAUUUGUGUCAAUUUCAGAGUUUGUGUCAAAGUUUAGACAAAAUGCAGUGUUUUUUGUCACAAAAUGCAAGUGUUUUGUGUGAAGGGAUUGAAUGCGAAAAUGCAGUCAAUUUGUCAAUGAAUUGCAAUUCAUUUGAUUUGAAUUCAUGUAAAAUCAGUGAUAAAAAUCUCUUCAAAUAUAAAAACAUUGAUAAAUUAGGUCCUUAUUACCCAUGUCUGUGGUCUAACUGUCAAUAUAUAGGAGUUUCUAAAUAUCUAUUAACUGAACAUCAAUUCAUUCAUUCAAAUGACAAACACUUCAAAUGUGAUUUCAAUGAUUGUGCAAAAGUUUUUAAAAAGAGAGGUUACUUAAGAAAACAUAAAAAUGCCGUACAUUUCACACCAAAUGAUAUGUUUGUAUGCGAUUGGAGUGAAUGUGACAAACAUUUUAGAGAUAAACAACAUCUAAAGAAACACAAAAAUGCUGUCCACUUGCAAAUUAAGCCAUUUAUAUGUAAUGAACAAAAUUGCGGCAAAAGUUAUUCCGGGAAAUCAAAUCUAGUAAACCACAAACGCCUACAUACGGGAGAAAAGCCUUUUGCGUGCGAAUGGGUUGACUGUAAUAAGAGUUUUACCCAAAAAGCUCAUUACGAUUCACACAAACGUAUUGUCCAUUUGCAUGAAAAGCCAUUCAUAUGUGAUGUGGAGGAUUGUGGCCAAAGGUUUUCACAGAAACCACACCUAACUUACCACAAACGCAUUCACAAUGAUAUCAAACCAUUUGCGUGUGAUUUCAAUGACUGUGGCAAAUAUUUUCGAGACAGAACUCAAUUAGUAAACCACAAAAGUGCCGUUCAUUUCAAAAUAAUAAAAUAUAAAUGCAAUGUUAAAAAUUGUGGCAAACAAUACACUACUAAUAAUAGCCUGGCUUAUCACAAACGCACGCAUCUAGGUGAACAACCAUUUAUUUGCAAUUUUGAUGGGUGUGAUAAAAUUUGUUUCGAGACCAGAAUUGAAGUCACAUUUAAUGAGAAUUCA
Oppiella nova is the source of this 1533-nucleotide messenger RNA. Lineage: Eukaryota; Metazoa; Arthropoda; Arachnida; Sarcoptiformes; Oppiidae. The record is from the annotation of a GenBank genome assembly.